GAGAGAGAGAGAGAGAGAGAGAGAGAGAGAGAGAGAGAGAGAGAGAGAGAGAGAGGUGUUGUCUCUACAGGAGUGGCAGUGCUGCUGUUGGUGGUGACUUCAGUUCAAACAUGGCUGCACAGGACGAGCUCAACCAGUUGGAGCGUGUGUUUUUACGCUUGGGUCAUGCAGAAACAGACGAGCAGUUGCAGGAUAUUAUAUCCAAAUUCCUGCCUCCUGUCCUCCUCAAACUAUCCAGUGUGCAAGAGGGGGUUCGCAAGAAAGUUAUGGAGUUGCUGGUACACCUAAACAAAAGGAUAAAGAGUCGACCCAUGAUUCAGCUUCCUGUAGAGACACUGUUGGUUCAGUAUCAGGACCCUGCUGCUGCAUCUUUUGUCACGAACUUCACAAUCAUCUACAUUAAGAUGGGCUAUCCUAGGUUGGAGGUAUCCAAACAGUGUGAGCUUGCACCUACUCUACUCACCGCCAUGGAGGGCAAGCCUCAGCCUCAACAGGACAGUCUAAUGCACCUGCUGAUCCCUACACUGUAUCACAUGAAAUAUCCAUCAGAGCCAUCUAAAGCUUCCCCAUUUGUCCUGACGGAGAGGCCCAAAACUGUACAACUCCUCUUGGAGUUCAUGCUUGAUGUUCUUCUGAUGCCAUAUGGGUUUGUGUUAAAUGAGCCUCCAAGUCGUCCGGCUCCGUCAUCUCCACAAGGGGGAUCUGGAGCAGGAGCCACGUCAGCACAAGGUCUCCCUCAGCCUCCUCCAGGAAUGAGUGUUUAUGCAGUUAAAAGAAUCAUUGGAGAAGCUCAGUGGAGUCCCGAGCAACUGGAGCAGUGUAAAUUGGGAAUUGUGAAGUUCAUCGAGGCAGAGCAGGUGCCUGAGGUUGAAACAGUCAUUCACUUAGUUGUGGCUUCAAGUGACACCCGACACAGUGUCGCCACAGCGGCUGAUCUUGAACUGAAAAGCAAGCAGAGCAUUAUUGACUGGAACAAUCCACUCAUUAUCAACAAAAUGUAUAAAGUUUACCUGGGUGAUAUUCCACUCAAAACUAAAAAUGCCACAGUCAAACAGGAGCUAAAGCAUGAGCCAGUCAGCACUAGAGUCAAGAUGAAGAUCCUGCCUCAUUUUCUCCGCUCUAGACUGGCUGCUGAGUGCUUUCCCUCUAAUAUACAGGUUGUCUAUGAUGGACUUUUUGGAGCAAACACCAACAACAAACUUCUGUCCCUCACUCUGCAGUUUGUACAUCAUAUCUGUAUGGUGUGCCCUGAUACCAACAAACCUUUGGGUUUGAUGCUGCUGAAUGGACUUACCAAGCUUAUUAAUGAACAUAAAGAGGACCCCAAACUACUAUGUCUGGCCUAUUCUGCUGUUGGAAAACUUUCAAGUCGAAUGCCUCAGCUUUUCACAAAAGACAUUGCAUUGGUACAGCAGUUUUUUGAGUCCAUGUGCAAGAAACAGGAGGAUGCUGAUGUUCGAUUGGCCAUUCAAGAGGCCUUGUCGAUGAUGGUGGGAGCGUAUGCUAAUCUUCAGGGGGCACUUCUGAACCUAAUGGAAGCACUUGUGGCUGCAUAUAUCACAAAGCCGGAGGUACAGGUGCGCCAAGUAGCGAUGAAAUUUGCCAGCACCGUGUUUGCUCCUGAUCAUGUAGCCUCUAGAUAUCUCUUACUGCUUGCUGCAGGAGAUCCUCGUGAGGAGGUGUCUGGGGAGGCUCGGCGAGCACUUAGGUCUCUCCCCUCUACAAAGACCGAGAAAGAGGGAUCGAGGCCCAUGCCGUCAUUCCCUGAGAUGGUCAGCUACAUCCAAGAAAAGGCUGCACAGAGAUUGAAGACUCCUGCGAAAUACAUUGUUGGAGCUUCCACGUUGCCUUUUAAUCCUGCCACAUUUGGAGAGAUAGUUUUUUAUCUUAGAAUGUGUUUAGCUUAUAGUGCUGGUGCCACAUCCACAUCUCAGAGCCUGAUGGACAUGCAGGAUGAUGCUCCUCUUAUUGGACGUUAUGUUCAGUCGUUAUUGUCCAGUGAAGCUUCUUCUUCCUCAGCCACUAAAGGAGGGGAGGCCAGUUCAGUUCAUGUCUACAUGAACUUACUGCAACAGCUGCUGUCAGCUGUAGGAGGUAUCCCAGUGAUGUACAGUCUCUUGGAAGUGGUCUCUGUGUGCCCAGAGAAACUUACCCCCAACUUUAUAGACAAAAUCGACUGGAUUAAAGGUCUCAUGAAUACUAAUAAAGAAGACAUGCGUGAACUGGCAGCACAACUUUAUGCCGUAGUUGUCUCUACUAUGUCUGGAAAUGAACUUAGAACUGCUGUACAAAACCUGAUUAAGACAACUAAAGACACACAUAGUCCUGAGACUCAGCAUGGUGCCAUCUUGGCUCUGGGCUACAUGGUGGGCAGAUACAUGAAUAAGAGGCGGAGCCUAAUGCCUACUGAGCCCACGCCCAAAGAAAAUGACGAACUAAUUGCUAUGGCCACAAAAACCAUCGGUUUGUUUUUGGAUAGCGAAUCUCCUCUGUUGACUGUUGCUGCUGUGACAGCACUGGGAGAGAUUGGGCGUAACAGUGCGUUGCUGAUACCAGCGGAUGGAAAUGGCUUCACUAAACUCAGUCUAGUGGAUAACCUGCUUGCCAGAAUCCCAUCUGGAAAAGAGACUGGCAAGAUGAAAGAACGGGCCGUCCAGACUCUUGGGUUCCUGCCAGUGGGAGAUGGUGAAUUCCCACACCAGAAGAAAAUCCUGCAGGGCCUCAUGGAUUCGGUAGAGGCCAAGCAGGUGGAGCUACAGUUUACUGUGGGAGAGGCUUUAACUAAUGCUGCUAUAGGAAGCUGCUCUGGAGCUGCCCGAGAUGUGUGGACAUGCACAGAAGAGCAGUACUGCCCUCCUGACAAUGUGAAGAAUAAUGAUAUAGUGCCCUGGGUGUUGAGCUCUGUCUUGUCAAAGUAUAUACCAAGUCCAAACCCUCAUGUUCGGCAGGCUGCCUGCAUAUGGCUCCUGUCUCUAGUCAAGAAACUCAGCCAUCACAAAGAAAUCCAGUCUCAUCUGAAGGAGAUACAGACAGCCUUUAUUUCUGUCUUGUCUGAUCCAGAUGAACUCAGCCAAGAUGUGGCGUCUAAAGGACUCGGGCUGGUUUAUGAGCUGGGAGGAGAACAGGAUCAACAGGAAUUGGUAUCGACCCUUGUGGAAACACUCAUGACUGGUAAAAGAGCCAAACAUGCCGUCUCAGAGGACACUGAAGUCUUCCAGGGGGAGGCACUUGGCAAAUCACCUGAUGGACAAGGACUCUCCACCUACAAGGAGCUCUGUGCAUUGGCUAGUGAUCUAAACCAACCAGAUCUUGUUUACAAGUUCAUGAAUCUUGCCAAUCACCAUGCCAUGUGGAAUUCCAGGAAGGGAGCAGCAUUUGGGUUUAACAUUAUUGCAGCCAAAGCAGGUGAGCAGCUGGCUCCUUUCCUGCCUCAGCUGGUUCCCCGUCUCUAUAGAUACCAGUUUGACCCCAACCUGGCCAUUAGACAGGCCAUGACUAGCAUCUGGGAUGCUCUCGUCACAGAUAAAACCAUUGUGGAGAAAUAUUUUAAGGAAAUUCUUCAAGAUGUAAUUUCCAACCUCACUAGUAAUAUGUGGAGGGUGCGGGAGUCAAGCUGCUUGGCUUUGAAUGAUCUGAUUCGUGGAAGACAGGCAGAUGAAAUCCUUGAGCGCUUGUCAGAAAUCUGGGAGACUCUGUUUCGGGUUCUGGAUGAUAUAAAGGAGUCAGUCCGUAAGGCAGCAGAUCUGACUCUAAAGACUCUCAGUAAAGUGUGUGUGCGCAUGUGUGAAUCAACAGGUGCUGCUGCUCAGAGGACAGUGGCUGUGUUGUUGCCAACUCUACUGGACAAAGGCAUUGUCAGCAAUGUAACCGAAGUGCGCACUCUCAGUAUCCAAACUCUAGUGAAGAUCAGUAAGACCGCAGGCAGCCGUCUAAAGCCCCAUGCUCCUCGACUCAUCCCGGCUCUGCUGGAGGCCCUGAGCGUGCUGGAACCACAGGUGCUCAACUACCUCAGUCUGAGAGCCACAGAGCAGGAGAAGAGUGCAAUGGAUGCUGCAAGGUUAAGUGCAGCCAAGUCUUCUCCUAUGAUGGAAACCAUUAAUAUGUGUCUGCAACACUUGGAUGUGUCUGUGUUAGGAGAGCUUGUUCCAAAACUUUGUGAGCUACUAAAGAGUGGAAUCGGACUAGGAACCAAGGGAGGAUGUGCCAGUGUGAUUGUGUCCUUGACAGUACAGUGCCCUCAAGAUCUUACACCAUAUUCAGGUAAACUCAUGAGUUCACUCCUAAAUGGGAUUAAUGACCGUAGUAGCGUCAUUCAGAAGUCAUUUGCCUUUGCCAUUGGACAUCUGGUCAGGACGGCCAAAGACGGCAGUGUUGAGAAGCUUCUGCAGAAACUGAGCACCUGGUACCUGGAAAAAGAGGAGGCACUGUACAAGUCCUCAUGUUGUCUGGUGGUUCAUGCCAUCAGUCACUACAGUCCUGAUGUGUUGAAGGCUCAUGCUGGAGUGGCUCUGCCGCUGGCGUUUCUGGGCAUGCAUCAGGAGCCUGAGGAAGAGAAAGGAGAAAGUGCUGAGGCCAACCUGUGGUCUGAGGUCUGGCAGGAACAUGUACCCGGCAGCUUUGGUGGAAUCCGGUUGUACAUGACUGAGCUCAUAGCCGUUACUCAGAGGGCUCUGCAGUCUCAGUCCUGGAAGAUGAAGGCUCAGGGUGCCUCUGCCAUGGCAACUAUUGCUAAGCAACAAACAGGCUCACUGGUGGCCCCUCACCUGGGCAUGGUGUUGAGUGCACUGCUGCAGGGGCUCGCAGGACGCACCUGGGCUGGGAAGGAAGAGCUGUUGAAAGCUGUUGGAUCUGUAGUGUCUAAAUGCAG
This is a messenger RNA of Carassius gibelio (silver crucian carp), 4867 nucleotides long. RefSeq names its product proteasome adapter and scaffold protein ECM29. Gene Ontology annotation, cellular component: cytoplasm; nucleus. Lineage: Eukaryota; Metazoa; Chordata; Actinopteri; Cypriniformes; Cyprinidae. Gene Ontology annotation, molecular function: molecular adaptor activity. The record is from RefSeq and is a predicted model, not a curated record. Gene Ontology annotation, biological process: proteasome assembly.